This is a messenger RNA of Closterium sp. NIES-67, 5158 nucleotides long. NCBI's taxonomy places the organism in Eukaryota, Viridiplantae, Streptophyta, Zygnematophyceae, Desmidiales, Closteriaceae. The record is from the annotation of a GenBank genome assembly.
AACAAGGACUCUCGAAAAGCUCGAUGAUUUUAGCAAGCAAUACGUAACUCCUACAUCGUCUGAUAUGCCUCUCGUUUCGUCACUUCCUAACCCAGCGUCGCUCCCGCAAUGCCCUCUAGUCGCCAUUACUGGCUGCUGCUCCUAGCCGCCUUAGCAGCGCUCGCCUGCUGCUGGUGGGUAAUUCUCUUUCCCCUCGCGCUCUCCGCUCCGAUCGAAUCAGGUCAGGCCCACGCUGUGUUACAGGACUCGCGAUACGCUAACGAAUUGUCGCGAACCUCGCUGUAUUCGCACAGUUCGUUACAGCCGAAAGGACGACAGGAGGAGGAGGGAGGGGAGGAGGUGGGAGGGGGGAAGGAGGGGGGGAUUUUGCGGAGAUCUGACGGCGGAGGAGGAAGGAUCGAGGGUCCACGUCAGCAGCACUGCAUCGUCAUCGACGUGGGAAGCACGGGCACGCGUUUGUACGUGUACGAGUGGACAGAAGACGGAGGAACCCCAUGGAGAGACGAAUCGAGAGACCACAGCAUUCAGAGCGCCAGGCUCGCGGAAUUCGGCAAAUAUGGGGAGAAAUUCAAUGGCAGCGGAAACGCAGGGAACUCAGGGAUGGGCCUCAUGACUCUUCCCGUCAUUCGGCAGCACGAGCAGAAGGUUCAGCAAGAACCGUUCAGAUUUGAUGUUCGGCAAAAUCAACAGCAGCAGCAGCAGAAGCAGGGCCGACGAAUAGGAGAUUUCCAAACACAGCAGCAGCAGCAGCAGCAGCAGCAGCAGCAGCAGCAGCAGCAGAAGCGGGCGUACAACCGCAAGGAAACCGAACCGGGGCUUGACAAGUUCCUAAACGACCCCCGCGGCCUGCGCGAACGCGCCCUCGCCCCGCUCCUCGACUGGGCGCUGCAAGCCAUCCUGGACCCCGCCGCCCGUGCCGCCACCCCGGUCUUUCUCUUCGCUACAGCCGGAUUGAGGAAGCUUCCGGCGAGUGAGUCUCGGUGGGUGUUGGAGGAGGUCAGGGAUGUGUUGGAGGGGUCGGGGUUUGCGUUUAAGAGAGAGUGGGCGAGGAUUAUCUCGGGUGUGGAUGAGGCGGUUUAUGGGUGGAUUGCGCUUAAUUAUGUGGAGGGACGGUUUGGAGGAGUGGAGAGGGGUGAGAGGAGAGGGGAGAGGGGAGGGGAGGAAAGGGAGGGUUUGGAGACUGGCUCGGAGUCAAGUCGAAAAGAAGGGGAGGGUGGAGGGGAAGGGGAAGAGGGGGAGGGGAGGAGGCGGGGAGUGGGGGAGUCUCUGAGAAGUGCUGCAGGGGGGAAGGGGAGGGUGCAGGAGCAGGGUGAGGGAGAGGGCGAGGGAGAGGGAGAGAGAGAGGGAGAGAGUGAGGGAGAGAGUGAGGGAGAGGGAGAGGGAGAGAGAGAGGGAGGGAAGCAGGACGAGAGAGCAGGACAGGGAGACGUGGAAGGGAUGGAUUCGCAUCUCCAGGAGGGCGCAGGGAACGCGGAGAGGAAGCUGCUGCAGCAGGCACGGCGGGAAGGGGAGCAGCAAGCGGAGCAGGCGGAGAGGGAGGUAAAGGGGCUGGAGGGUUUGCUCGAGGUGAGAAUAGGGGUGCCUGCCGAGGGAACGGGGAAGGCGGAGGAGGGGGAGAGAGAGCAGGGGAAAGGGCUGGGGGGUUUGCAAGGAGUCGGAAAGGGAUUGCUUGUCGAGGGAGAGAGGAAGGCGGAGGAGGAGAGAGAGGAAGGGAAAGAGGUGCAGGGACGGUUGACAGGACAGGAGGGGGAGCAGGAGAGGGGCAGCGGAGCGGUGGGGGAAGUUGAGAGAGAGGCAGAGAGUGAGGGAGAAGAGGAGGAAGCGGCAAGGCGGCGGAGGGAGGAGGAGGAAGAGGAGGAGAGAAGGAAGGGAAAGGUUGGGAGUGCUGAGGGGAAAGUGGGGUUAGCAAAGGUGGUGGAUAAUGCAGCAGGCGAAGAGGAGAGAAGGGGAUUGAGAGUGGAAGGAUGGGAAAAGGGUGAAGGGCAGGGGGAUGCGGUGGGGAGAAGAAGAGCGCAGGAAGGAAUGGAGGUGGGCGAGGACGGGGAAGGCCCGGAUGAGGAAAGGGAGAGGGAGAGGGAGGAGGAGAGGGAGGAGGAGAGGGAGGAGGAGAGGGAUGAGGAGAGGGAGGAGGAGAGGGACACGGAUAGGGUAAAGGAGAGGGAGGUUACGGGAGACGAGAUCUUAAAAAAAGAAUCGGUUGAGAGGGAUGGAGAGGGAAGGACGAGGGAACAGGUUGAAGGAGCAGGAUGGAGAGGGACAGAAAAGGCUGCAGUAGAGGGAGCAACGGAGACAGCAGAUCAGAGAGCCUCCAUAAGAGUAGCAGGGGGAGCAGGGGGAGCAGGGGGAGCAGGAGGAGAGGAGGGAAAUGACUUUUCAGACGAUACGGGGGAGGAGACGAUAGGGACUCUGGACCUAGGCGGAUCCAGCCUGGAAGUCACCUUCAUGCCACGUGCCACACCCCCAUUGGCCGCCACUUCGACCCCAGCACGGUACAUAGCCAACGUGUCACUGGGUGGGCGGCAGUUCAGCCUGUACGCUCACUCCCACGAGGGCUUUGGCAUGAACGACGCCUUUGAUCGAUCUGUGCUUUGGCUGAUUGAGAAGCAGAGAGAGGAGGGGAGAGGGGAGCAGGCGGAAGGAGCGAGAGAGGUGGUGAGAGGGGAGGUGGAGAGAGGCGGAGAAGGGGGAGAGGAGCAGAGCAGGGCGGAGGAGGUGGGGGGUGUGGGGGAGAGAGGAACAGAGAGGUUAUUGGUUGGGACUGGGAUGGAAGCGGCUAACGGUGGGAUGACACGUGUCGCCCAUCCGUGCCUCCAUGCAGGAUACAGCACAAUCCACACCGCGAGGAGAAAACUGGCUGCUGCUGACGUGGAAGCGGCAGCAGUGGCUGGGGCAGCAGUGGCUGGGGCAGCAGGGGAAAAUCCCACCAAUCGGACCAUCUCGGGCAGACAAGAAACCACGGUUGAAAAGGUCAAGGUGGAGGUCUUCGGGCAGCCCAACUGGAAAAAAUGCAUGGCGCUCUCCCGCGAUGUGGUGGCAUCAGGGGUGAAAGGCGUGAGGGGAACAGGAGCAGCAACAGCAGCAGCAGCGGCAGCAACCACUGCAGUGUGUGGUACGGCAAGGGAAGGAGCGGACCCCCCUCCCUGUGCGUUGGGCGUCCACCAGCCGCCAUUCAAGGGGCCAUUCUCUGCUCUGGCAGGAUUCUAUGUCGUGUCCCUCUUCUUUGGCGUUUUCCAACUGCAGCCGCUGCAGCAACAGCAACAGCAGCAGCAACUGCCAACAGAAUCCCAGCAGCAGCAGCAGGGACAGCAGCAGGAGCAGGAAUCUGAUCUUCCAAAACCCCAGACAACCUCACAGGGGCUCGGGCAGACCUUAAGGGGUUCUAUGGGCAGGCAAAGAGGUGCCGCAGGGCAGGCCGGGCAGCUGGAUUUUUUCGCCGACGGGCAGAUGGCCGCGCCCAUUUCCCCUGGCAACACGUCAGCUGCCCUGGAUGCAAUUUUGGCCCGCGGGCAGGCGUACUGUUUCAGGCCGUGGCUGGAAGUCGAGGCAAAGUGGGGCGGGAUAAAAGGUUUCGAGCAGAACUGUUUCCGGGCAGCUUAUGUGGUUACUCUGUUGAGGGAAGGGCUGGGGAUAAAGGACUCGCAGGUGGAUCUAGGGGGGGCUUCAUCUGGGCAGGUGUCUUGGACUCUUGGCGCGGCUUUGUAUGAAGGGGCUCCUGCUGUUGCUGCACUUGCUUCCUCCUCUGCUGCUGCUGCUGCUGCUGGUGGUGGUCGUGGUGCCAAUAACAGCUCUGGAGACGUGGUUUGGAAGCUUGGGGAUGUAGGCUCGGAGCAGGUUGCAGAAGAGGGGCUCGGUGGUGUGGAUAUGGAGCGACGUGAAGGUGAAGCAACGAGCGCAAGCAGUGAAAUCAACAGCGGUGGCAGCAGCAGCAGCAGCAGCAGCAGCAGCAGCAGCAGCAGCAGCAGCAGCAGCAGCAGCAGCAGCAUUAGGAGGAGUUGGUGGUGGUGGAGUGGCGAGGAACACGAUGAAACAGCCUGGGGUAAAAGGCAUGCCAAUCGCCGUUUCCUCGGGACCUUCCCUGCAGCUUCCUCCACCUCCACUGCCCUCCCAGCAGCAGCGAAGGAGCGGGCAGCAGAGACGCGGGCAGCAGAGGAGAGGGCAGCAGCAGCGGUGGCAGGAGCGAGUGUGAGUGGUGCACAACAGGCCAGUGACAGUAGCACGAGCCUUGUCCUCCUCUUUUUCGCUGUCUUCUCUGUUGCUCUGGCACUCACUGCAGCGCACAGGAGAGGGAGGCGAAGCAGGCACGCAGCAGGAAUGGGCAUGGGAGUGGUUGCAGGGGUUGCCUUGAGGUGGUUGCAUCAGGCACGCAGGCUGCUGCCUUGGACUCCCUCUGCUCAGAGAAGACCCUCUGCCUCUUGGCAGUCGCCCUCCAAGCCUCGCUCUGGCCGGUCCUGUGGCAGUCGCCAUCCAAGCCUCAUUCUGGCGCGUGGUCCCUGACCCUUCCACGUACCUCCCGCUUCUUCCUCUUCUCCCCCUUCGCCCAUCGCUCCCGCGCCUCUCACCCUCCUCCGCUCCUUCCCACUUCCUUUACGAUGGGCGACAUAACCCUUGGGGUCAACAGCAGCAGCAGCAGCAGCAGCAGCAUUAGCAGCAGUAGAGGCAGCACCAGCAGCACUAGAGGCAUUAGCAGCAGCGACAGUAUUGGCAUCGGCGGGAGCAGCAGCAGUAGAGAGCGGCUGGUGCAGGGGGGCUCUACUCCCAAGCGGCCUGCCUCGUCGGUGCAGCGAAUGCGGCCCGCCAGAAAGAGCUCGUCCUUUGUUGACCUGUCCAAAACGUGAUGGCAGUUGGGGAUGCUGGUACAGCAGCAGCAGCAGUAGCAGUAGCAGCAACAGCAACAAGAGCAGCAGCAACGACUGAUGGAGCAACAAGAGCGUGGUAGUUGGAGAUGCCGGUACAGCAGCAGCAGCAGCAGCAGGAGAGAGGGGCUGGUGCAGGGGGGCUCUACUCCCAAGGGCUCAGCUUCGUCUGUGCUGCGAAUGCAGCCCAACAGAAGGAGCUUGUCUUUUGUCGAGGUUAUGGGCAUGGUCCACACCACAACUCUCAUUGCACUCAAAUUCCAAUGUGUUUGUGUCAUAUGUUGUAUUUUAAUGUAAAACCAGCA